Molecule: messenger RNA, 267 nt
Organism: Aspergillus ochraceoroseus IBT 24754
Lineage: Eukaryota; Fungi; Ascomycota; Eurotiomycetes; Eurotiales; Aspergillaceae
Exons: 1
Coding region: 7-267 (86 amino acids)
Biological process (GO): secondary metabolite biosynthetic process; fatty acid biosynthetic process
Molecular function (GO): fatty acid synthase activity
Source: RefSeq, a predicted model, not a curated record
AACAAUAUGACCCAUGAACAGUGGAGAAAUGUAACAAGACCCAAGAUUUAUGGGUUAUGGAUUCUCCAUCAUCUCUUGUCUCCCAAUAUACAGUUUUUUGUCAUGCUCGGCUCUAUCACAGGCAUUGUUGGCAAUCGCACUAAGGUCAAUUCUACAUCUGGCAAUACCUACCAGGAUGCUCUCGCUCAUUAUCGUCGAAGCAAGGGCCGUCCAGCCGUCAGUGUGGAUCUUGGACUAAUGAUAGUUAGGCAUCGGGCUCAUUGCUAA